Molecule: messenger RNA, 3615 nt
Organism: Mizuhopecten yessoensis (Yesso scallop)
Lineage: Eukaryota; Metazoa; Mollusca; Bivalvia; Pectinida; Pectinidae
Product: stearoyl-CoA desaturase 5-like
Exons: 5
Coding region: 215-1204 (329 amino acids)
Biological process (GO): unsaturated fatty acid biosynthetic process
Cellular component (GO): endoplasmic reticulum membrane
Molecular function (GO): stearoyl-CoA 9-desaturase activity; iron ion binding
Source: RefSeq, a predicted model, not a curated record
GUGACUUGAGAGUGUGGUUGUAUCAUUUCCGUGUGUCUAACACUACUAAGCCGGUUACUAGCGCCUGCCGAAGCAAGUGUGUAUAUCGCUAUCGAAACAGCGGGUAGACAAGGUAAAAAAUACAUCAGAAAGACACAACAUACAAAGGUUUUCAUCUGACGGGAUGUCGAAUCGUUCGCAGAUAAGUGAUUUGCUGUAAUCAAUCAUCAUAAAGAUGGCGCCAAGAAACCCGGAAUCGGAAACAACAUCCACGCUCACAGAAGACACAGAUCAACUUGGCCUGGACGCUGUGGUUAAACCGGAAGAAGUGAACGAGGAAGAUCCGCCCAUGAAAAUCGUAUGGAAAAAUGUCGGAAUAUUUUCUGUUCUCCAUCUUGCUGCUCUGUAUUCAAUAACGUUGAUUCCCUGGUCACUUCCACUAACAUGGGCGUGGGUCCUGGUAUACUGCUUCUUCACUGCCGUCGGGGUGACAGCAGGGGCUCACAGACUCUGGUCACAUCGGGCUUACAAGGCUAAAACACCACUCCGCGUGUUCCUGGCCUUCCUUCAGUCAGCAGCUCUGCAGAACAACAUUUUCGACUGGGUACGAGACCACAGAGUCCAUCACAAGUACUCGGAGACAAAUGCCGAUCCGCACAACGCCACACGCGGGUUCUUCUUUUCCCAUGUAGGCUGGCUGAUGGUCAAAAAACACCCGAAAGUCCUUGCCAAGGGCAAACUAAUUAGCCUCCAGGAUAUGUACAACGACCCCGUUGUGAUGAUUCAAAAAAGGUUUUACAAGACGUCUGUGCUGUUGAUGUGUUUCAUUUUGCCGACUGUGGUACCGUGGUAUUUCUGGGGAGAGACUUUGUGGAAUUCGUUCUACCUAGCUUCCAUUCUACGUUACACUUUGGUACUGAACGCUACGUGGCUAGUGAACAGUGCUGCCCAUAUAUGGGGAAACAAACCCUACGAUAAGACAAUCAAUCCCUCCAACAACCUGGGCGUGGCUCUAGGUGCGGUCGGAGAGGGCUUUCACAAUUAUCAUCAUGUAUUUCCACAUGACUACGCCGCAAGUGAGUUUGGUGUUCGUUUGAAUGUCACCACGAUGUUCAUAGAUGUUAUGGCGUUUUUGGGACUAGCUUCAGACCGAAAAACCGUCUCUCCAAAGACCAUUCAAAUGAGGAAGGAAAGGACUGGGGAGAAAUCGAUUAAAUCGUCGUAAGACCUUUCAAUGUUUUGUUUUUGUCACAGACAUCUGUAUGCUUAAGCUGAAGUGGCUGUCUUAGUGUAACAUUUGCUGGUCAGAAUGGCGUGCACAUUCCGUCUUUUUUCGAUCAUUACACAUUUGAAUGUCCAUGUUGUAGAGAAAUACGAUUCUCUAUUUCUCCGGGAUUAGUUAAAUUCCUCGAGAGUGGAACCUGAGCGAAACAUGAAUAAUCUCGGGGAAAUAAAGUGUCUUGUUUCCCCAACAAAAGGAAAACGAAAAUGUUUAUAUACCUAAUCAGAAAAAUAACACAACAGUGAAGACGACCAGGAUUACGGACCAAUGUUGUCUGCUUCAGUCGCUCGGAACUCAAGUGUGGUGUCUCUUGCUAACUUAUUAGAGAGGCUCGAAUGAGUGACAUAUGACCGAGGAAACUCGAGCGCGAGUUAUUUCCGCGUCAUGUGAUCAACUUAGUCCAGUCAUAUAUACACUGUUAUGAAGACGAGGCAUAAUGAUGUAUUUUUCAAAAUGCGGCAUUACGUUAAAAAGAAGGUUUAAUUGAUAGACAUGUCAAAGGAAAAACAAAAUCAUAGGGACAUAUUUAUGAUGAGUGAGAGUGAAUUUAUAUUAUUUAUAUAAGGAAUAUGAGUUUUAAACUAAAGAGAUUGUAUCUGGUAUUUAGUCGGAAGACAUUUGGGGAAAAUAGUUUGAAAACAUGCCGCUGUUUAAUUUAGUGUUACUGACAUACGAGCAAUAAGAACCGAUACAAUCGCAUAGAUGCUAGGUAGAUUUCUUUUUUAAUAACACCUAUACCUACCCCAAGUCUUUUUAGAUUAUCUGAUUCAUAACUUCUAUUCAAAUGAAAUGACCAAAUAUGAUCUAGAUUGAGAAAGGAAUAAACAAAUGAGGACAAAUUUUGGUCAAAAAAGGGGCUAAAGCCCGUCAAGCCCUUAUAGCUUAUUUGUUUUAACUUAAGUUACAGUUAUGAGCGCGCAAAGUGAACAAUCAUCCUCGAUCCCAGGUGUUAAACUUUAUGCGUUAGUGCGAUUUUCACCUGGGGUCGAGGAUGGUGAGGAGCUUGACAAUGGGAAGUCAGUUGAUUGUUAUGAGUUGUAUGUUUCAAUGAGUUUGUGAAAACUAAGUGUUUCCUUAAAAUGCUUCAAGAUGCGUUGUUGCUAUUUUAAGACCAAUGCCUGCUUGUAUCUUCUAGUAUCAAUGUUGAUAUACAUUUGGCGUUUUAAGAGAUUACGGUAUAACCUUGAUAUAAAUGCCAUUUGUUUGAUUUGUUCAUGCCUCGUUCAUUUUUCCCCUAAAAGAUUAACGUUACUUUAUACGUUUUCGUUGAUGAGUCGGAGUUUGUGUGUCUAUGUUUGUCUGGUGACGGCGUAGAGAGGUAGUGACUAUUCCAAAUAAAAAAAAUGACCAUUUUGACAAAUGAGAGAAGUAAAUGGAAGGAUUGGAAAGGGAACUCUUGGAUAACAAGCUUUGUAUUAUUAUUCAAUACAUGUGUUUUUAUAGAUACAUAACAAAUUAUCAUUCUAUAUUAGUGCUAAGUAUUGCCUUGUGUUUUGACAGGAAAGUCGUAUCAAAAUGAAAAUGUUUCAAAACUUCGCAGCCAGCACAGAGUGAAGAUUGAAUUGAAUGGUUUAUUUAUUAUAAGUAUAUUUUUGUUACAAUCGAUCAACAUUUGCUUAUGCAUGAGAUUGAUAAGAAAAAUGUGCCAUUUUUGUAUGUUGUUGUUUGUAUAACAUUGGGAAUUAUAAGUUCUCCAUAUUUUUUUCUCUGAAAGAGUAGUUAACUCUAAUGUAUCUGUUUAUAUAUUCCGUCUUUUCGUAUUGCAGAGUUAUCUGCUCUUGUGAGCAGGUAUUGAGUGUUACGUCAUUUGUUUGUGAGAGUGACGUCAUCAAUUUUUGAGAAAACGACGUAAUUUUCUCGCACAAACAAAUGACGUAACAAUCAAUCCCUGCUCUCAAGAGCAGAUAACUCUGCAAUACGCAAAAACGGAAUAUAUCUUAUGUAAAUAGAACCGCGCAAGGAACUCUGGGAAAUAAGUGGCCUAGCUUCUCCCAGGGGGAACCUGUGCUUCUGAUACCGAAAGUGUGUGUUUUUUCCGUUUUAUAUGAAAGGUCCGUUGCUUGUGAAUGUGCACUUACCAGUGAUCGAGUUUCAUUGUUCGUAACAGAGAUUAUUAACUACUUUAUUGUCUUGUUAAAACCUGAAGUAAGGGUCGUUACAUGCAGAAUAGGGAAUAUAUAAGUAUGUGGUAUUUGUCUCAAAAGUGUCAACCAUUCGGCUCCAGGAGAUACCCGGAUGUGAUUGAGAAGCUGGCACAAGCUGUCUGUAUUGUAGACUAUUUUGUGAUACUCAAUACAAAGAAAAUGUGAUUGUUGAUAAAAAUUAUAAUGUGUUAAAUAAAAGAUAUAAAAUAC